CCGUUGUUGAUUUUUCUCCUCCUGUUUCUCACUUUUCUUGACGGUCUGUCCUCUUGAACAGCGAAGAUCGUACUGUUCCUGAUCGAUUGGCUAGCGAUUCGUUGCUACUAGUCAGUCGUCAGCUGCGAUAAUUUUAAGAUACGGGGCACCGGGGCUGCCGCUACCCUAACAACCACCAGAUACUUUAUUAUCCUUAGCGUUCGGCCACCGUCUCUCCUCUCUCUCCUCGCGCGUCCCAUAUCCGUCACUCUUUACGGCCUCCGCGCUCUUUCGCCUAAGGCAUCGAUCCGGGAUCGCUUGCUUCUCUAAUCUUCUUGCAACCACACCUCUAUGCUUCUGGCGUUCUCUCGUUAACUGGCACAGUCUUGCGAGACUGAUAGUCUCCACCCUUAAUCACCAUGUCGCUUCUAGGCACUAUAAACCCUAAUGUUAAUCCAGCUCGUGGCGUGGAAUCCCACGAAGUCCACGAGAAUGAGAACGGAGGCGCAGCAGCAAGCACCGCGUCGGCUGUGAACGAAGGCACAUCCGAGUUGGGCCAUCGCCAGCACAGUACUUAUGCUACCAACGAUGAAGAAAAGGUGAUGACAGAGUCCGGUUUCAGCCCCCCAGGACACGACACACGAGGACGUUGGAGCCGUCACACCACCUUUAGCAGCGCCGAGACUGCCCUCGAGAAAGAAGAUGGAGGGAAGGAGGAUGAAGACAAUGAGAGUGAGGGAGUUGCUGCUCAAGAGAUCCACCGUCUGGCGCAGCAGUUGACUCGUCAAUCCACCCGAAUGUCCACUACUGGCGAGAACACAUUCCUGGAAGUGAAAGAGGAUUCGACCCUGAACCCUGCCAGCUCCAACUUCAAAGCAAAGCAUUGGAUGAAGAACCUACUCGCGCUCUCCUCGCGCGAUCCCGAGAGAUACCCCAGACGUGAAGCGGGCGUUUCCUUCCAGAACCUCAGCAUUCACGGUUUCGGCAGUCCGACGGAUUACCAGAAGGACGUCUUCAACUCGGUCUUGCAGAUCGGGGCUCUCAUCCGCAGGCUCACAGGUACCGGCAAGCAGAAGAUUCAGAUUCUCCGCGAUUUUGACGGUCUUGUACGCAACGGCGAGAUGUUGGUUGUCUUGGGUCGUCCGGGAAGCGGUUGCUCAACCUUCCUUAAGACUCUUGCUGGUGAAAUGAACGGUAUCUACAUGGACGAGGCGUCUCAGCUGAACUACCAAGGUAUCUCCGCCCAACAGAUGCGGAAGCAGUUCAAGGGUGAGGCCAUCUAUACCGCCGAAACCGACGUCCACUUUCCGCAGUUGACUGUUGGCGAUACCUUGAAGUUCGCUGCGCUCUCUCGUUGCCCUCGGAACCGGUUCCCUGGUGUCACCAAGGAGCAGUAUGCGUUGCACAUGCGCGAUGCUGUCAUGGCCAUGCUAGGUUUGUCUCACACCAUCAACACCAAGGUCGGUAACGACUUCGUCCGUGGUGUCAGUGGUGGUGAGCGCAAGCGUGUCAGUAUCGCCGAAGCCACUCUCUGUGGCUCUCCUUUGCAGUGUUGGGAUAACAGUACGCGUGGUCUGGAUUCUGCGAACGCGCUGGAAUUCUGUAAGACGUUGAACUUGAUGACCAAGUACGCCGGAGCAACAGUUGCGGUGGCUAUUUACCAAGCGUCGCAGAGUGCUUAUGACGUCUUUGACAAGGUUACUGUCUUGUACGAAGGUCGACAAAUCUACUUCGGUCCUACUAACGAGGCGAGGGAGUUCUUCACCAGGAUGGGUUUCGAAUGUCCUGACCGUCAGACCACUGCUGAUUUCCUUACAUCCCUGACCUCUCCGGCGGAGCGUAUCGUUAAGCCCGGAUAUGAGGGCAAGGUGCCUCAGACUCCUGACGAGUUCGCCGCUGCUUGGAAGAACAGUGAUGCGCACGCCAAACUGCUCAGAGAGAUUGCCGAGUACAAUCAGCAAUACGCCAUCGGUGGCGAGUCGCUUGGCAAAUUCAUCGAAUCCCGCAAGGCUAUGCAAUCCAAGAACCAGCGCGUCAAGUCUCCCUACACGAUCUCCCUCUACGAACAGGUCAAGCUCUGCCUGAUCCGAGGUUUCCAGCGAUUGCAAGGUGAUGCCAGUUUGACCAUCUCCCAGUUGGUCGGAAACUUUAUCAUGGCUCUUAUCAUCGGAAGUGUCUUCUACAACUUAAAAGACGAGACGUCCAGUUUCUAUUCCCGCGGUGCUCUGCUGUUCUUCGCCGUGUUGCUUAACGCCUUCUCUAGUGCGCUCGAGAUUCUGACCUUGUACGCACAACGUCCAAUUGUCGAAAAGCAGUCUCGUUACGCCAUGUAUCAUCCGUUCGCCGAAGCUAUCGCGUCCAUGCUCACUGACAUGCCCUAUAAAAUUGGAAAUGCGAUCAUCUUCAAUCUCACGCUGUAUUUCAUGACCAACCUCCGUCGAACACCGGGUGCCUUCUUCGUCUUCCUGCUGUUCUCCUUCGUCACGACUUUGACCAUGUCCAUGCUCUUCCGUACCAUCGCCGCCUCUUCUCGCACGCUCUCACAAGCUCUCGUGCCGGCCGCCAUUCUCAUCUUGGGUUUGGUCAUUUACACCGGUUUCACGAUCCCAACCACUUAUAUGCUGGGUUGGUCGAGAUGGAUGAAUUAUAUCAAUCCGAUCGCUUACGGUUUCGAGAGUCUCAUGGUGAAUGAAUUCCACAACCGACAAUUCAAGUGUUCCGAUAGUGCCUACGUUCCGUCCGGCGAGGGUUACUCAAACCUUCCCCUUGUGAACAAAGUCUGUUCUGCAGUGGGUGCGGUCUCUGGUCAAGAAUACGUCGAUGGUGAUAGGUAUCUUGACUUGAGCUUCAACUACUACCACAGUCAUAAAUGGCGCAACUUGGGGAUCAUGUUCGCUUUCAUGAUCUUCCUGAUGGGCACCUAUUUGCUUGCCACCGAGUAUAUCUCCGAAGCCAAGUCCAAGGGUGAGGUUCUGCUCUUCCGCCGCGGACAUGCCGCCCCUGUAACCAAGGAUGUCGAAUCGAGUCGUCAAUUUGCUUCUCCCGAGAAGGCCGAGCAGGCUAGUGGUCAGCAGAGUGCUGCUAUCCAGAGACAGACCGCUAUCUUCCAAUGGCAGGAUGUGUGCUACGACAUUAAGAUCAAGGGUGAACCGCGCCGCAUUCUCGACCAUGUCGACGGAUGGGUCAAGCCCGGAACCUGCACCGCCCUCAUGGGUGUUUCGGGUGCCGGUAAAACAACCCUUCUGGACGUGCUUGCUACUCGUGUCACCAUGGGUGUUGUCACUGGUGAAAUGCUGGUUGAUGGACGGCCUCGCGAUCAAAGUUUUCAGCGUAAGACCGGAUAUGUCCAGCAGCAGGAUCUCCACCUCCACACUACCACUGUCCGUGAGGCUCUUCGUUUCAGCGCCAUCCUUCGUCAGCCUGCCCACGUCAGCCGCCAAGAGAAACUCGACUAUGUUGAAGAAGUUAUCAAGCUCCUCGACAUGGAAGAGUAUGCUGACGCCGUUGUCGGUGUUCCCGGUGAAGGUCUCAACGUCGAGCAGCGCAAGCGUCUUACCAUCGGAGUCGAAUUGGCGGCUAAGCCGCAAUUGCUAUUGUUCUUGGACGAGCCUACUUCGGGUCUUGACAGUCAAACGUCCUGGUCUAUCCUUGAUCUUAUUGAUACCUUGACCAAGCACGGACAAGCUAUCCUGUGUACCAUUCAUCAACCUUCGGCCAUGCUGUUCCAACGCUUCGACCGUCUUUUGUUCCUCGCCAGGGGCGGCAAGACGGUUUAUUUCGGAGAUAUUGGGGACAAGUCCUCUACUCUUGCCAGCUAUUUCGAACGCAAUGGUGCUCCCAAGCUACCUGCUGAUGCUAACCCCGCUGAAUGGAUGCUAGAAGUCAUUGGUGCCGCCCCUGGAUCUCACAGUGAUAUUGAUUGGCCUGCUGUCUGGCGCGACAGCCCUGAACACCAAGGCGUGCUUGACCAUCUGGCCGAGCUCAAGUCUACUCUCUCGCAGAAACAGGUCGACACGAACCAGGCCGACUCCGGUAGCUACAACGAAUUCGCCGCGCCCUUCACAGUCCAAUUGUGGGAGUGCUUGCUCCGCGUGUUCUCGCAGUACUGGCGUACGCCCGUAUACAUUUACUCCAAGAUCACCCUUUGCGCCCUCACUGCCUUGUACAUCGGAUUCUCAUUCUUCCAUGCCAAGAACACCACGCAGGGCCUUCAGAACCAGAUGUUCUCCAUCUUCAUGUUGAUGACUAUCUUCGGAAACUUGGUGCAACAGAUUCUACCCAAUUUCUGCACCCAGCGCUCUCUUUACGAGGCUCGCGAGAGGCCUUCCAAGAGUUACUCUUGGAAGGCUUUCAUGGCUGCCAACAUUAUUGUAGAGCUGCCUUGGAACGCGCUCAUGAGUGUGAUCAUUUAUGUCUGCUGGUACUAUCCGAUCGGCCUCUAUCGGAACGCUGAACCGACUGAUGCUGUUCACGAACGUGGAGCGUUGAUGUGGCUGCUGAUCCUGGCAUUCCUUCUCUUCACCUCCACCUUUGCCCACAUGAUUAUCGCCGGUAUUGAGCUUGCCGAGACCGGUGGCAACCUUGCUAAUCUGCUCUUCUCUUUGUGCUUGGUCUUCUGUGGUGUCCUGGCAACACCUCAGCAGCUCCCUGGCUUCUGGAUCUUCAUGUAUCGGCUUUCUCCAUUCACAUAUCUGGUGUCCGCCAUGUUGUCUACCGGUGUAUCAGGCACCACGGCCGUCUGUGACAACUCCGAAUUUCUACACUUCGAUCCUCCUUCUAACACCACUUGCCUGAGUUAUAUGAAGAGCUACAUGGCAGUUGCUGGCGGCUAUCUUGAAAACAACGAUGCCACCAGCAACUGUGCCUUCUGCUCCAUCAGCGACACCGACACCUACUUGGCUGCGGUCAACAGCCACUUCUCGGACGCGUGGCGCAACUUCGGUCUCAUGUGGGUGUACAUCGUGUUCAACAUCUUCGCCGCGGUGGGUAUCUACUGGCUUGCUCGUGUCCCGAAGGGCCAGAAGACCAAGGGUUCCUCCUAAGGGACACAUGUAUCAAUGUUUCCUGUUCAGCUUCUGUAUAAUGUGUUCACACAUACAUAUGUCCAGCUUUCGUUGUUGCGCAUAUUAGGAACUUUUGGGUUUAGACGCACAUAUUUAGAUUUCUCUUCUCACCCACCCAUCUUCGCUCCUUGCUUCAUAUGCAUAAGCGUAUUCUAGAAACUUGGGCUUUGUCGUCGUUUAUUGAAUCAGUUCGUCCUUGACUGAAGCACUGACUCUAUGCUACUUCCGUGCCCUCGCUACCCCAGACUUUUUGACUUUCUCUUCUUCAUCCCACUCCACUUAUUCAUUACUCUUCUAUGCUGAUACAUAUGUACGUACAUACAUCGGUAAUUCUCCGCCAAGGC
This is a messenger RNA of Aspergillus homomorphus CBS 101889, 5386 nucleotides long. RefSeq names its product pleiotropic drug resistance family ABC transporter. Gene Ontology annotation, biological process: xenobiotic detoxification by transmembrane export across the plasma membrane. Gene Ontology annotation, cellular component: membrane. NCBI's taxonomy places the organism in Eukaryota, Fungi, Ascomycota, Eurotiomycetes, Eurotiales, Aspergillaceae. Gene Ontology annotation, molecular function: ATP hydrolysis activity; ATP binding; ABC-type transporter activity. The record is from RefSeq and is a predicted model, not a curated record. The transcript has 5 exons. Bases 399 to 5021 code for a protein of 1540 amino acids.